AUGCAAACCGCACGUCCUUUGUGUGGUGAAGGCUUUCAUUCCACCAAUGAAUUUGCUCAUCCAAAGUUGCAUCUUGAUCCGACGGCACAAGAUACCACAUCAUCAGAAAAUAACAUGUACUUUUUUGAUUCGUAUACGAAUGAAAGGAAUCGGAAUGCGGAACAGCAAACUAGUCCGAUGAUGCAUGAAUAUUCAUUUAAAAUGGAUGAUCGAAAUGAUAAUUGUUCAUCAUCAUUAAUUUCGGCAGAUCAUUUGAGAUUGUUGUUAUUUAGACAUCAAAAUUUGAGGGCCUUCAAUUCGAGUUUAAAUAUGAAUAAUAAUAGUAAUAAUAAUAAUUCUAAUGAGGAACAGAGAUGGGAUUCAAAAGCCGAUGCAUCCAAAUGUUCGAAUCACCUUGAUCAUCCAUCUCCUCUCAUUACAGGCAGUGCCGAUCACAUAAAUACAACAACUAUGAAACCUGUACAAUCAAAACUUUUGAAUGCAAAUAAUCAAGAAAAACCAAAUAUGACCCAAAAAGGACUCUCGUGCUUGGAACCAAAAUGGUUGAAGCAAAAAUUUGAAUGUGACAUGGCCCGUUCUUCACCUACUCUGAAAACUCCAUCAAAUGAAGAUCUUGAUCAUCAACAACAAUCACUAACAGCCCAACCUGUACACCUCACUAACGUCAACCAACCUAAUACUAUUUCGUCCGAAAAGAAACCAUCUGCAAAAUCAACACAAACUGCAAUUUCCAAAUCAAAGAAAAAAUCUAAAAAGAGAACCAUUAAUACCAACCCAAAGAGCCGUCAACAUGCAACCAUAGAAAAUUCACAAAAAUUGAAAUCCUUCAAUGCGGUCAUGAUCGAUUUAUUUAAGGACUAUACUGAACAAUCACCACAUGAUUUAUCGCUCACCACAACACACGACAACAGUAGCAACACACUCUACUCAAAAAUUAGCAAAACUCUAAAAAGAUUUAAUUUCUGGUGGAACAAGUGGAAGAAGGAAUUCACUGCAGCAACCAUUCAUCAAUUUCUGAGAUCGUACGAUCCUCUCAUGAGAACCUUUGAAUGUCUUCUUCUCUUCUUUGAUGCCUUUCACUUUCCAAUGUCUGUUCGUCUCUUCACACAUCGAGUUCGACACUUUUUCAAUCUCAUUUUCCAAUUCUUAUACGCCUCUCUCUUCCUCUUAGAAGAAAAUUCAGAAGCAGAACGAGAAUUAUUGAUUCACAGUAACAAUAAUUAUUACAACGACUCACAAAUCUACCAAACCGAUCCAUACUAUUACUAUGACGAUGUCAAUUAUUAUUAUCAUCAAAAUCCCACAGGAGAUCCCUUCACAUAA
Molecule: messenger RNA, 1323 nt
Organism: Naegleria fowleri
Lineage: Eukaryota; Heterolobosea; Eutetramitea; Acrasida; Naegleriidae
Exons: 1
Coding region: 1-1323 (440 amino acids)
Source: RefSeq, a predicted model, not a curated record